This is a messenger RNA of Mesocricetus auratus (golden hamster), 2107 nucleotides long. RefSeq names its product vasodilator stimulated phosphoprotein (gene Vasp). Gene Ontology annotation, cellular component: cytoskeleton. Gene Ontology annotation, molecular function: profilin binding; SH3 domain binding; actin binding. Lineage: Eukaryota; Metazoa; Chordata; Mammalia; Rodentia; Cricetidae. Bases 200 to 1333 code for a protein of 377 amino acids. The record is from RefSeq and is a predicted model, not a curated record. Gene Ontology annotation, biological process: positive regulation of actin filament polymerization; protein homotetramerization; actin polymerization or depolymerization. The transcript has 13 exons.
GGCCGCCCGACACCGGAGGGAGGCGGCGCCCCGGACCCGCCCCGGCCCGCGUUCUCCUCGGGAGCCGGACCCCAUGGGGCGGGACCCCGCGCGAGCCUGAGCGCAGCCUGGCGCCCGCCCCGCACCCCUGCGCUCGCUGUCCCGGGCGCCCCGGCAGCUCCCCCCGUGGGCGCGCCCGCCGCCCGGCCUCCGCGCAGCCAUGAGUGAAACGGUCAUCUGCUCCAGCCGGGCCACCGUAAUGCUUUACGAUGACAGCAAUAAGCGCUGGCUCCCCUCGGGCACCGGUCCUCAGGCCUUCAGCCGCGUCCAGAUCUACCACAACCCCACCGCCAACGCCUUCCGAGUCGUCGGCCGCAAGAUGCAGCCGGACCAGCAGGUGGUUAUCAACUGCGCCAUCACUCGGGGUGUCAAGUACAAUCAGGCCACUCCCAUCUUCCAUCAGUGGCGUGACGCCCGCCAGGUCUGGGGCCUCAACUUCGGCAGCAAGGAGGAGGCCUUGCAGUUUGCAGCCGGCAUGGCCAGUGCCCUAGAGGCCUUGGAAGGAGGCGGGCCUCCCGCGGCCCCAGCACCCCCUGCCUGGUCCACCGCACAGAACGGCCCCUCCCCAGAGGAGCUGGAACAGCAGAAAAGGCCGCCUGAGCACAUGGAGCGCCGGGUCUCCAAUGCAGGAGGUCCACCUGCUCCCCUAGCUGGGGGCCCCCCUCCGCCUCCAGGACCUCCCCCUCCUCCGGGCCCCCCUCCGCCUCCAGGUCUGCCCCCUUCAGGGGCACCUGCUGCAGGUCAUGGAGCAGGGGGAGCACCGCCCCCCGCACCCCCACUGCCUACAGCACAGGGCCCAAGCGGUGGGGGUUCCGGGGCCCCAGGCCUGGCUGCUGCCAUUGCUGGAGCCAAACUCAGGAAAGUCAGCAAGCAGGAGGAGGCCUCUGGGGGGCCCUUGGCCCCCAAAGCUGAGGGCAGUCGCAGCACUGGCGGGGGGCUCAUGGAAGAGAUGAACGCCAUGCUGGCCCGCAGAAGGAAAGCCACACAGGUUGGGGAGAAGCCCCCCAGAGACGAGUCGGCCAGUCAGGAGGAGCCAGAGGCCCGAGUCCCCGCCCAGAGUGAACCUGUGCGGAGACCCUGGGAGAGGAACAGCACAACCUUGCCAAGGAUGAAGUCCUCCUCUUCGGUGGCGAUGUCCGAGGCCCACCCCUCUCCUCCCAGUUCCAGUGAUGACUCUGACUUGGAGAGGGUGAAGCAGGAGCUUCUGGAAGAGGUGCGGAAGGAGCUGCACAAGAUGAAGGAGGAAAUAAUUGAAGCCUUUGUCCAGGAGCUGAGGAGGCGGGGCUCUCCUUGACCAAGGGACCCACAAGACCCGUUUCUCCUCUGUGCUUCCCGCCUGGCGCCCGCUUUCCCUGCCUCAACUUGACCAAGAGUGCACCAGAAGGCACACUCCCCGACGGCUCGCUGGAUUGCUCGAAGAUUCCAGAGGGUGUGGCUUCCUGGUGCCAUGACCACACUCCGCUGGCUGCUGAUUGGCUGAGGUCCCACCCCUUUGUUCCUUGGCCCUUCCCCUCUGCCGUCCCCUCGGGGCUGGUUCCUCUGCUGGGGAUGCACCCAGUUCCCACAGUAAGGAAGGAGGGAGGGAGCCGAACCUUCCCGAGUUCUGGAUUCACUUUAACGCUUUAAUACCUUGGAUUUUUUUGUUUUUAAAGAAAAAGUAUAUAUAUAUAUAUUUGGGUUUGGGGGAGGGAAAUUUUUUCUCUUUGGUUUUGAUACAAUGGCGUGUGAGAGUUUUUAAAAGCUAUAACCCCAGGCUCGUCCCGUUGGAGGCAGCUGUAUAAGGGGGAGGUGUCCCAGCAGGUGGAAGGGCUCUCUACCACCCAGGAACACCUCCCCCUUCUCCUUGGCUCCUCCCUCUUUUCUAUGAGAAAUUAAGAUUCUCUAACUUUUUUGGAACCUCAGUUUUGUGGUUUUUUUAUUCGGGUUAGGAUUUCAGGGUCCAGACCAUUUUUGCCCUCUGGGAAGAUGAAGUGAGGGGAAGGAGAAGAGGAAAAAUAGGUCCUCCGACUUCCACGCCUUAGCUUCUCGGACACGGGCCUUCGCUGAAUAAAUCUUCGGUUUUUAUAAA